This is a messenger RNA of Limulus polyphemus (Atlantic horseshoe crab), 6171 nucleotides long. RefSeq lists its product as uncharacterized. The coding region runs from base 556 to 5409 and encodes 1617 amino acids. NCBI's taxonomy places the organism in Eukaryota, Metazoa, Arthropoda, Merostomata, Xiphosura, Limulidae. The record is from RefSeq and is a predicted model, not a curated record. The transcript has 2 exons.
UCCCGCAAACACACACACAGAAGAAAACACGUAUCUUUAUCGGUGAACAUCGUCUACUGGUUUGAGAGCGCGUGAUUCAGAGCGUGAACCAGCUAGGUAACGAACGACACGCGCCCGUGUUUGCUCGCCAGGCUGCAGUUUGUUGGUCUUGGAAGUAACGAAGAACGAUCAGGAAACUAAACAGGUUUGGAUAUCGUUAUUCUGUAAGAAGCACUGCAACCAUUUAAGUCACCAGUCAGGAAACGAAGAGACUGAAAGAGAAUAGAUAAAGUUCUAAACCCAACCUGAUUUUUCGACAUCUGUAGAUAUCACAAGAUUGCACUGGAAGACUCAAAGACUGGUAACGAUGAAGUCAUCUGCUCUACUGAUUUCUGAAGCCGGAUUAAUGACGCACGAGGGACAUCAUUGCCUGCAGGGUCUCCUUUGACUACCUGAUGAGGAACAAAGACUGUCUAGUUCAUCUAAACGAAAACCUUGAAAUAACAGGCAGAAUGAAGGAGCUUUUUAUUCCAAAUGUGAACAGUGUGGAUCAUUAGUGUUUUGGUACUAACGGGAAUGUCGAAAACAAAUCAAACAUUUUCGUGGCUGAUAGCCAUUCUUGUACUGAUUCACUUACAGAAUGUUUACAGUAACGAUAAACCUAACAGCUCGCAGUUACUAGACACUUCUCUAUCUUCUGAAAGUGUUCGUUUUUCUGAUAAUGUUCAAGAUAAGAAAGGGGUUAUUGAUGAUGGUAUAUAUUCUACUCCAGUUUCAGUUCCACAAAUACCCACUCCUCUGCAAGUCUUAAACGUCAGUGGUUCAACCUCAACUAUCCUUAAACAGAAAAGCGAAUAUACAGAUACCAGUAUUAUUACAGAUGAAACGAAGGAACAAAAAGGAUAUCAGCAUGAAGAGACAAUCGAAAAAUUAAAACCCAAUUUAUCUUUCCCGAAAAAUGAUCGAAUUACAUCAAAUCAUUUCUUGAGUAACAAAUCACAAGACAACGAAUUUGGAUCCAUAGCUAAAGAGGAUGAUUUAAAGGAAUCUAUUAGCGAUUUCCAGCAAUAUCAAAAACUCAAUUUCAAACCAGAAAACAAAACCACAGAGAAAGAAAAAAAUAAAGAUUUUAUGAGUAGUCCUAUUGGUAAUAAAUCACUAGUUGAAGAUUCGGAUAAAAGAGAGUAUAUUGAUAUUUCUUCUCGAAUUCCCGAUUUCUUGGUUAAGUCUUCUGACAGUGUUCGUGAAAAAAAUAAACUCAACACAGUUUUAAACAGAGAUGAUAAAUUAUCGAGUUUUCACCAAAACAAUCAUUCCAUCUUGAAAACUUCCUUAUUUAGUGAUCGCAAUUUCGCCAAUAUUAGCAACAAUAGACUAUUUUCAAGCACUACACCCAUCACUCUUAUUUCUUAUCUAAGACACAAUAUGACAACUAGCUCAAAUGGGGAACCAACAUUGCAAAAUAUUUCCAUGCCUUCGGUUAAAACUGCUGUCACUGACUUCUCUAAUGAACCCGAAUCCCGGUAUGAUUCAGACACUCCUUUUACAAGAACUGGAGAACUUGCAUCGUUAUAUAGCUCAAAGACACACCUUGGAACAAAUAUCACCAAUGUUACUGGACAACUAAUACCACAACAUAACUCCACCGAGUACCUUGAAAUAGAUACGACAAACUUUCCUGAAGAACCAGUACCACAAUAUAACUCCACGACUCAUUUUAAAACAAAUUUCGCUGAUAUUCCCCAAACUCCAAUACCAAAGUAUGAUCCAACUUCUCUCUUUAAUUCAAAUGUUACUGGUGUUCUCAGGGAACUUGAAUCACGGUACAACUCUACAGCUCACUUUGGAAGAUAUGUUCAUCAACAACUUAUACCACAAUAUCACUCCAGAAGUAAUCCUAAUGUAAAAAAAGUUUCUGAUGUUUUUGAGAGUCCUGUACCACGUGGUACACCCAUAAAUCCUUUUGCAGUAGAUGUUUAUAAUGUUUCUUUGCAACUUGUACUGCAGUAUAACUCUACAGAUAAUAAGAGGGCAAAUGUCUCCAUUCUUCCAGCAAAACCGACACAACUGCCAAACACUACCGGACACACUGCUGGAAAUAUCUCCAGCUUUUCUAAUAAAGUUGGACAACAGAAUAAUUCUGAAAAACGUCUUGGAGAAACUGUCCUUUGUGCAUCAAACAAAUCAAUACAUCAACAUAACUCCACGAACCAUUGUGCACUAGAUGUCUCCCAAUCCCGAGAAGGAUCUGUACCAAAGUACAAUUCCAGCAGUUAUACCGAAGUAAACAACUCCAGUGAUCAGUAUGAACAUCUACUAAAGGACAAGAUUAAGUGGUUUCCAUUAUUUAAAUCUCCAACAACAAUGUCGAAUCAGCAUCAGAACCUGUCUUUUUCUUAUCCUGUUGAAAUCAAUACCACUCAAAUCUUUGGCUCUGGGCCAGAUUUUAAUAAUGCCAGUGAAGAGAACUUUUUGAAAUUAAACUCAACUAUGACCACUUUUAAAAAACAAAUAGAUUCUACGAAAGAAACCAGGCUAAUACCCGAUGAGAGCAUUGAUAAACUGAUUAAUAACACCAAGUCAAGUAUAUUGCGCUUUAAUCCAAAACUGAUCAGCAGGUAUAAGGAAAACGAACACCGUUUUAAUUUCUCCGAGAAAAACAAAGGACAUUUUCCUGCAGGCAUGUUUGUAGCUGAUGCUCAGCUUCCAAACUCCUCUUUCAGCAGCGUGGACACUACAGCCCAAGCAAAUUCUACCAGAAUAAUGAAACCUCCAAACUUAGUGGUGAAUUUUGAAAAUGUUCGCCAGUCAUCAAACCCGAACUUAGUAACUACGGUUGGAACGACAAAAAACCAACAAAGAGAUAGUAUAGGAACAACGUUAUUUCUUGACCAACAAUUCGAUGAUUCCCCGUGGAAUGGGGAAUCAAGUACUAAUCUCAACAUUGACCAUCAAGAGGAAACUGUAACUACAACAAAUAUUAAUUCUGUAAAAAAUGAGGAAGAAUAUUUUCUAAGAAAUUUACCAGAAUGGGAAAAAUCCCAUAAACAAUGGGGGCUUUCAUGGGAACUCCACAUUUAUAUAAUAGGUUCCUUGUUUGGGCUUUUGGCACUAUAUUCUUUUUUAAGUAUUCUGAGAUUAGGAACAUUUGAGAAACUUCUUAGCCGUGGGUGUGUUAUCAGUAUUAAUUUGAUGGUUUUUGUCAUGGGAAUCACCAGAGCUUUGUACCUACUUUUUAAUCCCUAUAAUACACAAGGAUUAUAUCCCGCUGUUUUAAAUAACUUUAUUUUCAACAGUGGCUUUCUAUGCGUAACUUCAGCUUUUGCUGUUUUGUUCCUAGCUUUGUUGCAAACCACCAAAGUCGUUAUUUUACCCCAUUGUAUCCAGAAUUCGAGCUUUUUAUCCGGAAUUAUAAUCUUCCAGUUUAUUUUCUCAACCACAACAGAUGUCUUACAAGGAUUUGGUUUGGGUGGUGCGUUACUACGUUUAGUGUAUCAGACUACACAGUCGUUGUGGGGUUUAACGUUAGGGGUUGGAUACUUAUACGUUUUUAGAAAGCUAUAUAAAUCAGCAGUUAGGAAACAAAGUGAGAUGGUCCGAGUUGCUUUUACCAGACUCCAUAUUGAUGGUGCCCAGCUACCCAAGAAACUUCCAAAGCCUACUUUGUGUCUUGCUGUUCGAUCAACAAUUAUGGUCGUAGUGUUUUGCUUAGUAAUGGUAGCUCUACGUGUAUUUGGAAUAAUUUACGUAUACGGAGUUUUCGAAACUAAAAGACCUACACCAUGGAUUUGGUGGGGAUAUCAGUCGGGCUCCCGUGUGGUGGAACUUUUAAUGUGCUUUACCUUGAGUUUUAUAGCAAUGCUUCCAAUAAAACGUUUUGAAUCAAAUGAACAUAAAUGUCGUAAUUUUCUAUUGUGGCUACCCUGCAGUGCAGUUAUAGGAUCUUGCUCCAGAAAUGAGGAUGUAGAAAUCGAAAUUUUCCCUAUUUUCUUAUCUAAUCAUCAAGGUAACCCUAAUGUUGCUUUCCAUAAGACAUCAUUAGAAAGACCAAGAAGAUGGAAUUAUACCACUUCUCUUCCAACAAUUCCAACUUUUACUAUGGAACUUGACAGUAAUUUUCACCUGAAGAAAAUAUCAACCAAUGGUGACAAGGAAGAAGAAAAGACAAACCCAAGUGCACCAAACCUUUUAUCUUCUGGCCAAUCAAAUCAUCCUACUAAGACAAAUGAUUGUAAUAAUGAAUCCCAGAAGCCAAUCAACUCUGAAGACAAGCUUACUGACGGAAGUUCUACCUCCAUGUUGUAUAUUGAUCAAGGUUUUAUCCGUUUUCGUACUGCAGCUGACCCAGAACAACCUUUACAUCUCAAUGAAGAUGAGCAAUCAGAAGUCCUAAGUUACCACGAUGAAAACGAAUCUACUAAGGCCCAAGCUGGGUCUAGCAUUCAGACAUUGUGUGAAGAGGAUUUAUUUCAAAAUUCUUUGUCUCCUUUCUUUCAAACUGGUUUUUAUCAUUCACGACUGAAGCGAAUGAGCCAUUGGAGCUUAGAUACAACAGACAACAGCAUGGAAUUGUCUCCCGAACAGUUGAGUAAUGUAACGUCAAAGAACGGGUUCUCCAGUAGCGCUCUGGACUUUACCCCAAGGAAACAAGGCAGUACUUGCAGUUCCGAAAGUGCUGCCAAUAGUUUCGAUGUGACUUUCUUUCUUAACCGUUCUCCUGCUAUUUUCGGUGAAAUUAACGAGAAUAAAACAUCAAACAUUGAUAUUCCUGACGUCAUGGCACGCAGCGUUUCUCCUAUAGCUGCAAGUACACGGCGGAAUCACGACUUCCAGCUUAACUUGAAUUUGCCAUGUGUAAGUGGUGUUGGACAGGUCAACGUAGCUUGUGGAACGGAGGACAUAACCCCAGACUCCGCAGUUUAUCUCGAUAUUCAGCUUUCGCAAGAAAACUACUGUCAAAAAACAAAUGACUUUUUAGUAGAUAAUUUGGCAAGAAAAUCACAUUAUAGUCAAUCUAUGAUAGAUAUAAACAAGACCUGGACAGCAAGAUACAAGACAUAUUCUAGAGGGUACUUUGGUCAAUUAAAAAGCUCGACAUUUUCCUUACACACUAAUUCUGAUGGCUAUGAACUCCUGGAGACAAAACACUGCUCCCCGCGAGAGGACCUGCUUCAACAAGAGGGUCAACUAAGAAGAUCGAACAGUGAUAAAGGACCAUCACUAACCAAUAGCCGCAUGUUCUUUUCUUUAACUCCAGACCUUCAAAAGAGCCCUUUUAUAGAUAUUGAACAACUACAUCAAGGUGAUAGCGGGUUUUUGAAGGACUCACCAGAAUAUUUAAUGCAAAUUGACCAAGCAUGUCAGACUGAGCCAGUUUUUAUUGACAACAAAUUACCAAGACAAGACGCGAGUCUAGCAAAGAAAAGUUAAGAUGGCCGGCAGUUAGUUACAUAGAAGUGUAAUGACAAAAUAUAAUGUGUGUACUAUCAUUAGAAAAUUAAUGAGCUGGACGUAACCCAGUGGUUAGUAUGUUGGGCUGCGGAUCAAAAGGUCAAAGGUUCGACCUCGUGAUAUGCCGUUGAGCACGCCCUGCACUUUCAACUAUGUAUGGGUUAUAAAAGUAACAGUAAAUCCCGCUUCUUCGUUAAGUGUAGACAGAAGUGCUAUUGCCCUAUCUAUAGUCGGUAGUUCUGAAUUAGAGGCGGCUAUGCCCGAACGUGGGGUUUCCGACCCAAUGACUUAGCCUACGUGUUGAAUAAGAAGAUUGAAAAUACCACACAAUGUUUUCUAAAUAUUUCCUAGUUUUGUACGCAUGACGAUGUAAAUUGAAUACAAGUUUGAAUAUUAACACCAACGCCUACAUUGCGAAGUGUAAACAGUAUUCUAAGGUAUCCAAAGGGUUGUUGAAAACUUGAACUCAGAAUAAAGCGUAUGUUGGAAAUAUCCAUCUUCUUAGUAAGAAACCUUGUGGUUAAAAAUUGCUAAAUUCUAGGAGCUUUAAAGGCGUUUUCUUCCGCAAUAUAUAUUUAUGUCCAGUGUUUAAAAUGUACUCAAAGUAAGGCGAAAAAGAUACACAAUACUUCUAAAAUGAAUUCACGCCUUAAUCACAUUUAACUGGUUAUUUUAAAAUAAUAUAUGUUAUACAUUAUAACUUCACUGUACGUUCUACAUAUCAUUGUAUAAAGUGUUUGU